Molecule: messenger RNA, 1244 nt
Organism: Megalopta genalis
Lineage: Eukaryota; Metazoa; Arthropoda; Insecta; Hymenoptera; Halictidae
Molecular function (GO): protein binding
Source: RefSeq, a predicted model, not a curated record
CCACGCGUGCAUAAUGCACGGUUGCUUACAAACAUUAAUUAUGCCAAAAUUAGGCAACAGAAAAGUAAAUCAAGGACACAGAACUGUUCAGGAGAAUCUGCUGCAUCGAUAUAAUAAUUAUGGUGAGAUUAACUACAGAGUACAUCGAGAAAAAAUUUUCACAAGCAUUAUUGAGCAAAUCUCUCAGUAAAAAAGUGAAGAAACGGGAAUUGUAUAAUACUACUCACUUGCGUAUGAACAAUAUGUUUAUAAGCAACAUUGGCAAUUUUAAUGAUUAUAAGAACCUGAAAGUAAUAUAUUUGCAAAAUAAUAACAUAUCAACCAUAGAAAACUUACAUUUCGCCUCCAAUCUGACUCAUCUUUAUUUGCAACAUAAUACUAUCAGGAAAAUUGAAAAUUUAGACUCGUUUGACAAGCUUCAAGUACUCUACUUAGGAUAUAACAAUAUAGUUGUAGUGGAAGGGCUCGAAGGUUCAAGAAACUUAACUGUAUUAGAUAUAGAAAAUCAAAAGCUGAGUCUUGGAGAAUCAUUGUGCUUUGAUCCACGAAGUAUUCAUACUUUAUCUACUUGCCUGCAAGUACUCAACAUUUCUGGUAACAAAAUGACGUCUCUAAAAGACAUCAAGAGUUUACAUAAAUUAGAGAGUUUAGACGCCAGAAAUAAUUUAUUGGAAGAUAUCGACGAUCUCACCGAGACCAUAAGUACCUUAAUCUCGUUGAAAGACUUGUCUUUGCAAGGCAAUCCUGUAACUCUGUGUUACAGAUACAAAGAAAACCUGAUCGCAAAUAAUGAUACAAUAAGAAACUUCAAUGGGAAAACGGUUACGGAUGUAUGCCGAUGUUUUAUGAAAAGAUUCAAGAUAGAGAAACAUCUCUACCGCAAAAAGAUGUCUUCUAGAAUUACAUUGGAUGAAGAUAUUACAAGUUCAUUGAAUCUACCACUAGCACUGAAGAAAUCAAUAUCAAGGGCGAUGUUCCAGCAUCCAGGUCCAAGAUUAUCUGUUACAAUUUCGUCAGCCAUUAACGAAAUGCAACCACAAACGUUUCCAUCGUGGAAAAUAGCGCCAGGUACAAAAACUAUACGACACGGCCACAUGACACCAAGGCCAUUCUGGAGCAACGUAAUUAAAACCAAACAGCCUCACGUUGUACGGUCGUUGUCAAAGAGCAAAACUAUUAAAUUACCACCAAUCACACUGUCUCCCACCAUCAAAUAAAUGAACAGUUUUUUGUGUAACAUUCAA